Molecule: messenger RNA, 1635 nt
Organism: Malassezia pachydermatis
Lineage: Eukaryota; Fungi; Basidiomycota; Malasseziomycetes; Malasseziales; Malasseziaceae
Product: phosphoglycerate mutase-like protein
Exons: 1
Coding region: 1-1635 (544 amino acids)
Molecular function (GO): acid phosphatase activity
Source: RefSeq, a predicted model, not a curated record
AUGGUCUCCGCAUCAGCCCUGGUGUUCGCUGCGGCUAUAGCAGCGCCAUCGGCCUACUAUGAGGUGCCUGCGUCUGGAGGUGGUAGUGUCAAGGCCCCAUCACCUACGCCGGCCCUUGCGUACGAUCCCGCUUUCCCCACUGAUAUUGGCCAUGCUGGCCCUACAAGCCCUGGUGGCUGGCCAUUCCGUGCCCAGGUUGAUGCAUUUAAUGUAACGCAGCCAGAUGAUGACAAGGCCAUGCAAUUACACUGGGUCCCCAAAGACGCCGCUGCCUCGGGGGCGACGUCGGACGACAUUUUUCGCAAUCUUGGCGCACCUUCGCCCUACCGGCCAUCGCGAGAUCUCUUCCCAGAUACGAUGGCCUACCAGGCUGUUCCGCCCACAUGCUCCAUCAAGCAAGUACAUAUCAUCUCCCGUCACGGCUCACGAUACCCUACCGAUGGCACGAGUCAGGGACCUGGUCAAUUGGCAGAGCGCCUGCAAAAGGCCAAGUCGUCUGGGACAUUGCAGGCGCAUGGGGACUUGGCCUUUUUGCAAUCAUGGGAGUACCAAUUGGGCGACUCGCUGUUAACGAAUCAGGGUGCGCAUGAUAUGUUCCAAGCGGGUUCUCGUGCCUACUACAAUUACGCUGCCUUGCUUCGCCAUCAAAAGGGGAAACCCAUCAUACGUACUACGUCUCAACGACGUAUGCUUGAUUCCGCUCGAUACUGGGCCAUGGGCUUCUUUGGCUGGAAUGCUGCUGAGCAAGUGCACUUUGAGGUGCUAGACGAAGCGAAGAACCAAAACAGCACACUCUCGCCAAAGUAUGCGUGCCCCAACGCACGAGAUGUCACAUUCAAAUUCGGGCGCCAAAUGAUGGCAGAAUGGAAUGCUAAAUUUGUGCCACCCAUUACAGAGCGGCUCCAGCGUAUGCUCACAGGGUACGAGCUUGAUGAUCAGGAUACAAUCAACAUGAUGAGCAUGUGUGCCUACGAAACCGCUGGUAUGGGGUACUCGCAUUUUUGUGGACUCUUCACAAAAGAAGAGUGGGAAGACUUUGAAUAUGCCGCGGACCUGCAUUUCCAGGGCGAUCAUGGGUUCCUGAACCCCAUGGGCAAGGCUCAAGGCAUUGGGUGGGUCUCGGAGUUUCUUGCACGCCUUACCAACAAGCCUUUCCAGGGGCCAGUCACCUCGCAAAAUCGUACCAUGGAUACCAAUACGACCUAUUUCCCACUGGAUCAGCCGAUAUAUGUGGACUUUACCCAUGACACCGUUCUCACUAGCAUUUUCACGGCGCUGAAUUUGACGCAGCUAGCCGAUCCCCUAACCACUGCCCACGCCGAUCCUCACCGCACGUAUCGCACAAGCUGGGUCACGCCCUUUGCAGCUCGCUUUGUCUUUGAGGUUCUCACGUGCGAAGAUCAAGACUAUAUCCGCAUGAAAAUGAACGAUGCGAUUGUCCCGCUUAAUGAAGACCAAGGGUGUGCCAAACCCCGCCGUGAUGGACUAUGCCCUGUGCGUGGAUUUGUCAAUGAACUGAAACGUGCCUAUGAAUCCUCUCGCUUCGAUUUGGCGUGUUUUGGCGAUAACGGCACCGAUUUUAUCGUUCAAGGACCUGCCCGAUUUGGUACGUUGGACCAGGCCCAAAUUUUGUAG